AUGUAUGAGAAUGUCACCAAGAACAUACAAAGUAGCGAAGGGCAUGCCGAGUGGCCCUUCGUGAGCAGGGUCGUGGAACAGAUUUAUCGCUUCACUCUUGGUGGUGUGGCAGGCGGCUUUGGGGCUGCGGUAGUUUAUCCCAUUGACCUCGUCAAAACUCGGAUGCAGAACCAACGCACCCUGCUCAGUAAACAGGGUAACCCGAAAGUGCAACCAGUUUAUAGCAGUGGCUUCGAUUGCUUCUGCAAAGUUCUUCGAUUUGAAGGUGCGCGGAAGUUAUACUGCGGUUUGUUACCCCAAUUGAUUGGUGUCGCUCCAGAGAAGGCCAUAAAAUUGACCGUCAACGAUUUUCUAAAGGAUCGCUUUCGUGUACCACUAGGCCACCUCUCUCUCAAGGCGGAGGUGAUUGCAGGCGGUUGUGCAGGAGCCUCACAGACCAUUUUCACGAACCCAGUAGAAGUUGUCAAAAUUCGCCUUCAGGUUGCCGGCGAAGUGAGUGGCUCAACCCCCUCCGCCCUGCAGAUCGUACAAAAACUCGGCAUCAUCGGUUUGUACAAAGGAGCCGCUGUCAGCUGCACUCGGGACGUCGCCUUUUCCGCCGUCUACUUCCCCACUUACUCGCACCUCAAGGCCGCCCUCGCCAACGAGGCGGGCGAGACCUCGUCCGUCGGUCUGCUGGUUGUGGGCUGUUUGGCGGGCGUUCCCGCCGCUGUCAUUGGAACCCCCGCCGACGUUGUCAAAACUCGACUUCAAGUUGCCGUACGCCCAGGUCAGGCUGCUUAUGAUGGUAUCUUUGAUUGCGUUUUACGAAUGUACCGUGAGGAAGGUAGCAGGGCCUUCUGGAAAGGCGUCAUGCCACGUGUCUUACGUUCGAGCCCUCAAUUUGGCUUCACAAUGCUCGCUUACGAGAUGCUUCAGUGGUUCUUUAAUGUUACCUUUUGA
Messenger RNA from Mesocestoides corti, 942 nucleotides. The record is from the annotation of a GenBank genome assembly. NCBI's taxonomy places the organism in Eukaryota, Metazoa, Platyhelminthes, Cestoda, Cyclophyllidea, Mesocestoididae.